AUGUCGAGAUUCCGUAAAUGGGCUCUGUCCUCCCCUCCUGCCGAAUGGGCCCUCAAUCAGCUCCGUGAUCUCCUGGUGGGCGCCCUCCGGCAGGGUCCAGUCCCGAAACAUGUCUCUUUCGUUAUGGAUGGAAAUCGCCGUUUCGCGAAGAACCACAGGAUGGAGACCAUCGAGGGCCAUAAUUUAGGAUUUGAAGCUCUGGCCAAGAUCCUUGAGGUCUGCUACAAAGCUGGCGUGACUCAUGUUACCAUUUACGCUUUCAGUAUCGAGAAUUUCAAACGGUCCAAAUACGAAGUCGAUGCUCUUAUGGAGAUGGCAAAGAUUAAGCUUAAGCAGCUCGUUCAACAUGGCGAUCUCCUCGACCGCUACGGCGCAUGCAUUCGCAUCCUCGGUCAAAGAGAACUGAUCAAGCCUGAUGUACUCGAAGCAGUCGAUCGAGCGGUGGAAAUGACAUCUAAGAAUGGGAAUUGCGUUCUAAACAUCUGCUUUCCUUACACGAGCAGGGAGGAAAUAACGUCAGCUAUUCGUGACACAGUUCAGGAGUACAGCCAGCCCUUACCUCAGUCCGCUCUAGACAAGGAGCGAAACAGUCCCUUUAAAGCGGAGCGAAUAGCGAAUACAAUUCGAUCUCAACACCUUUCGGAAUACCCAAAUUUGAGCCCGACAUACCUGCACCCAUCUGUGUCUGAUCUUCAAUCUCCAUCAUCAAGCACCACUUCCCUCUCAUCCCUUUCCCAAGCACAUUCAGAGCACGACUCGUCUAGUGUUUCCACAUCGACCACCUUACAUCAUGACGAUACUUCACCACCAUCCAGAUUGUCUAUGAAACCCACAUCCUCGAAGCCGAAGUACCCUUCUCCAGAGCUCAUCACGCCUCAAACCAUUUCCUCCCAUAUGUACACGUCAUCCGAUCCACCCAUCGAUCUAUUGAUCCGGACUAGCGGUGUCAGCCGACUUUCGGAUUUCAUGCUGUGGCAGUGCCACGAGACAACUCAAAUCGUCUUUCUCGAUGUCUUAUGGCCGGAUUUUGACUUGUGGAGUUUUCUCCCUGUACUAUGGGAGUGGCAAUGGAGACAGAGAAAGACUCUGGGAGAUGCAGCCAAUAGAGAUGAUGGAGCAGAAAAUGAAAAAGACAGUCGAAAGAAGCUCCCUGAAAGCACGUCGACCAACACUGCGAGGAGUAUCCGCGGCACUGGGAAGGAUACUAUACUUGCGCGUGCAUCUCCUUAG
Messenger RNA from Exophiala aquamarina CBS 119918, 1230 nucleotides. Its product is annotated as undecaprenyl diphosphate synthase. The record is from RefSeq and is a predicted model, not a curated record. The coding region runs from base 1 to 1230 and encodes 409 amino acids. NCBI's taxonomy places the organism in Eukaryota, Fungi, Ascomycota, Eurotiomycetes, Chaetothyriales, Herpotrichiellaceae. Gene Ontology annotation, molecular function: ditrans,polycis-polyprenyl diphosphate synthase [(2E,6E)-farnesyl diphosphate specific] activity. The transcript is spliced from 2 exons. Gene Ontology annotation, cellular component: endoplasmic reticulum; membrane; dehydrodolichyl diphosphate synthase complex.